Molecule: messenger RNA, 5253 nt
Organism: Lacerta agilis (Sand lizard)
Lineage: Eukaryota; Metazoa; Chordata; Lepidosauria; Squamata; Lacertidae
Gene: DENND4B
Product: DENN domain containing 4B
Exons: 28
Coding region: 115-4620 (1501 amino acids)
Biological process (GO): regulation of Rab protein signal transduction
Cellular component (GO): cytoplasmic vesicle
Molecular function (GO): protein binding
Source: RefSeq, a predicted model, not a curated record
GCAGCUGAGCGCAGGCAGGCCGGGCCAGGCUAUGGCGUGGGCUGGAGGGUAGCAGGAGCGGCAGCGCAGCCGCCACCACCGCCGGAGUUUGCCCAGAUGCCGUGAGCCGCCGCCAUGACGGACGAGUGGGCCCCGCAGCUGGUGGACUACUUUGUGGUGGCCGGCUUGGCGGACACUUCGGCGCCGCUGGAGGAUGAGAGCCAGCCGCCUCGCCCGGCCCGGCCCGGCGAGCCCAUCGUGGACGUGGCCGUCAUCGUGCGCUCGCAGGGCGAAGAGGUGCCGCACGGCUUCACCUGCAUAGACCGCACCACCUCCGGGAACCCCGUGGAGCUCAACGCCGGGCUGCUCAACAACCCCCAGAUGUACAUCUGCUACAGGAGGGGCCGGGACAAGCCCCCCAUUGUGGAGUUGGGGGUGCACUACGACGGAAAAGACCACCCGAAGCCCGGCUACAAAAUCAUCGACACGACUCCCUACAGCCACUCGGCUAACCUGGCCUCCGGGGGCCCCGGGCACCAGCGCACUUUCCUGACGUACCGGCGAGCCAGCGAGACCCAGGCCUACAGCACACUGGGCAUCACGGACAUUUGCCUUAUCAUGCCCAGCAAAGGGGAGAGCCUCCCACACACCUUCUGCCGCGUGGACCGGAACCUCAACGCAGGCAUGUGGGGACCAGCCCUCUACAUCUGCUACAAGAUGGCAUUGGCAAAAGGGAACACUCUGGUUUACCAAGCAGGUCUCCUUAGUCGCUACCCGGAGGAGGACAACGAGGCUUUCCCGCUGCCGGAGUCCGUGGCUGUUUUUUGCCUGCCCAUGGGUGCGACCAUCGAGAGCUGGCCGGUCGACACGAAAUACCAGCUUCCUGUCUUCUCCACCUUCGUGUUGACCGGGGCUUCGGGAGACAAGGUGUAUGGCGCCGCCAUCCAGUUCUACGAAUCCUUCCCGCGGGAACGCCUCUCGGAGCGGCAAUGCAUGUGGCUGAACCUCCUCACCGUCGUCGACCGGCGCCCCAUCACCAGCAAAUCGGUGCAGACGCGCAAGAGCAUCUGCGUCUUGUCCCACUGGCCCUUUUUCGACGUCUUCCGGAAAUUCCUCACCUUCCUGUACCGCUACAGCAUCUCGGGGCCUCACGUUCUUCCGCUCGAGGCGCACAUCUCUCAUUUCAUGCACAAUGUCCCCUUCCCAUCUCCACAGCGGCCUCGGAUCCUGGUUCAGAUGUCUUCCUACGAUAACAUGCUCCUGUGCCAGCCUGUUUCAUCCCCUCUGCCGCUCAGUGGCGCCAGCUUCCUCACCCUGCUGCAGACGCUGGGUCCCGACAAUGCCGUGGCCCUCCUUGUGGCGGUGCUCACGGAACAGAAGUUGCUCAUCCAUUCCCUGAGGCCGGACGUCUUGACCAGUGUGGGCGAAGCCUUGGUCUCGAUGAUAUUCCCACUGCACUGGCAGUGCCCUUACAUCCCCCUCUGCCCACUCACCCUGGCCGACGUCCUGUGCGCCCCAGUGCCCUUCAUUGUCGGGGUCCACUCCAGCUACUUCGACCUCCACGAUCCGCCGCGCGACGUCACCUGCGUCGAUCUGGACACCAACACCAUCUUCCAGUGCGAGGAAAGGAAGCUGCUGUCGACGCGGUCCCUGCCUCGGAAACCUUGCAAGGUGCUCUUGGCUUGCUUGAACUCCCUGUACCAUCAGCUGGAUGAAAUGUACAACCGGCCCGUCGAGGAAGCCACCCUGGAAUUCCUGCUGACCGACUACGACGUCAUCUACGGCCGGCGGAAACAGCUGGAACUGGACAUCCAGGGGGCUUUCCUGCGCUUCAUGGCCUGCCUCCUGAAGGGCUACCGCUGCUAUCUCCUGCCCAUCACGCAGGCACCCUCGGAGAAGACCCGCGACUUCAGUAGCCUCUUCAACCUCCAGGGAUUCUUGAAGUCACGCGACCGGGCGUAUCACAAGUUUUACGGGCAGCUCCUUCGCACCCAGCUCUUCACGCAGUUCAUUGAGGAGUGUUCCUUCGUCAACGACCGCCACACGUCCCUAGAGUUCUUCGACUCUUGCGUGGAGAAGGUGCAGGUGGACCUGGAGAAGAUGGAGGAAUCUCCCCUGAUCGAACUAGACGACACUCAUGGCAGCGAACACACCGUCUUCAUCAUGCCCCCGGAGGAGCCCACCGGACCCAAUGGCGCCGAGCUGCCACCGCGCUACCAGUACGACGGCUUCCCCAGGCUGCAGGCCAAGCUCUUCGAGCGGCCCCAGGACCAGCUCAUGCCCUCACUCUGCCAAGCCCGGACCAGCGCUCCCAGCAGCCCAGCUCCACGCAGGACCAAACAGGAAAUGAAGGUAGCCCAGCGGGUGGCUCAGAAGUACUCCGCGAUGCCCGACAUGUGGGCCAAGUGUCUGCUGGGGCACUGCUACGGACUGUGGUUCAUCACGCUGCCCACCUACGUGCGGGCUGCAGCCUCCAAGGUGCGGGCCCUGCAGACAGCCUACGAGGUGCUCAAGCAGAUGGAGACCAAGAAGGUGGUGCUUCCCGAUGAGGUUUGCUACCGAAUCCUGAUGCAGCUGUGUGGUCAAUACGGCGAGCCUGUCCUCUCCGUCCGAGUGCUGCUGGAGAUGAAGCGGGCAGGCAUCGUGCCCAACACCAUCACCUAUGGCUACUACAACAAGGCCAUUUUGGAAUGCAAAUGGCCGUCUGGUACCCAGGGAGGCCGCCUCCGCUGGGCCAAGCUACGCAACGUCGUCCUGGGGGCCGCCCAGUUCCGCCAGCCCCUGCGUCAGCGGCAGCGCGAGGCAGAAUCGCAGAGCAUCAGUGGCCAGUCAGAAGGCAGAGGCAUCAAGAUGCCAGGCUCCCGGUCCCGGUCCCGUUCCAAUCUGCAGCGGCAGACGACUUGGUCUGGGGGCAACGUGACCGAGAACCUUCCGUCCACGACACUGGUGAAGAGUGGCAGCCUCAGUUUCCCUCAGCAUGAGCCAGAAGCUGGAGUGGCUCGUGUGACCAAGGGCCUGGGCGGCACAGACCACGGCAGCAGCAGCACGCUCCCCGCCCUGCCCCACUGGCUGCAAGGCCGGGCCGGGAGCUCUGAGGACGGGAGCCUGUCGGACGUCAGCAGCUUCUUGACGGACGAGAGCGACAGGUUGACCCUGAGCAGCGUGGACACUCAGCCAGGCCCGGGGCGGUUGGAAGGCUCCACCACGGGGGCGGAGAGCCACGGCGGCAUAGGGAGCGGCACGCCGCGCAGAAGCCUGGCUGCCAAACUCCAGCAGCUGCUCUCGCCCAUCAAGCGGCCGUCGCUGAGACACGGCGCCACCGCGGACCACCAUACGCACGCACGCCGCGGGUCCGAGCAGCGGGACCUCCCACCUCGCCGCAGCCCGCUGGAAAGUCGCUUGUUGCUUCCUCGCGAGCGCCCGGGCUCCACUGCCUCCGAGAGCUCCGUGUCCCUGGGCAGCGAAUACGAUUAUUCAGACAGCUCCUUGUGCAUUUUCAACCUCCGGAAAUCCACCGAACUGCUGACAGAAUCUCCAGCGGUUGAGGUCCUGCUCUCAAGCUGUUCCCGGUGCCAGGCCUGCAGCUCGCUGGUGUACGACGAAGAGGUGAUGGCCGGCUGGAGCUCGGACGAUUCCAACCUCAACACCACCUGCUCCUUCUGCGCCCGCCCCUUCGUGCCCUUCCUGAGCAUUGAGAUCCAGGAUUACCAGGCGGCCCCCAGCAUUGCUGACACAUCGGACACCAGCUCUAUCUCCUCCGAUUGGCCACGGGACAGCGAAGCCCCCGCCCCAGGGAGCCAGGGCCCCGUCCUCAGCGACCGCUCCCACUGCCUGUCUCUGGAUGAAGCUGAACCGGAACCCGGAAGGGAGUCCAGGGCUGGGGCUCUGUGCAACGGCUUCACCGAGUCUCCGGUUCCUCAGGGUCCGGCCCCCGAAGUGGAACACCUGGCCUUUGCCUACCUUAGCCCCUUAGUCCUGCGGAAGGAGCUGGAGACCCUCCUGGAGAACGAGGGGGGGGACUUCCUUUCUCAGCCGGAGCUGGUGGACAACCACCCAAUCAUCUACUGGAACCUGGUGUGGUACUUCCAGCGCUUGGGUCUGCCCAGCAGCCUCCCACAGCUGCUCCUGGCCAGCAAGCACUUCCAGUCAGCACCGCAGGGCUCGCCUCAGGAGGGGCUUCUCGUGUGCGUACGUUUGCUCUGGGAUGUGUUGACGCCAGACCCCGACAGCUACCCCCCACUUUACGUCCUCUGGAGGUUCCACGGUAACAUCCCGACCCGCCUUCAGUCCUGGCGCCGACACAACCACCCCUUCUCGCUCUCGUUCCUGGAGGCUGUGCUGAGCUCUGUCGGGAUGGGCGAGAUGCACAAAGCCAUCUCUCUCUUUCUGGACACGGUGAAGGAGCAGUCCGGCACGGCACACAUGCCGAGGAGUGUUUACCACGAGAUCCUCUUCUUGAAGCUGGCAGCCCUGGGCAGAGACCACGUGGACAUUGCCGACUUCGACAAGAAAUACAAGUCUGCCUAUUCUAAGCUGGCCAGCAGCAUGGGGAAGGAGACUCUGAAGCAAUGGAGAGCCCAGCCUCUCACCUCAAAGGCCAUCGACUGCCGGAAAAGCUUUGGGGCCAACCUGGAAUGCUAGCGGGGGGGCGGUGGGUCACCCGUGCCGCCGCCGCCAACCUCCCCCCCCCCCCCGCCGUGUCACCUCCGGCACCCCCUACCCUUCAAUUCCUGCAACAUAGGAAUCGCCAAGGACAUAAACGGGAGCUGAUAACCAAAUCGCGGCAGGACCCGGUCGCUACCACUGCAGGACCUCCGCAGGGGCAAACCAGGGAACCCCGAGACGAGAGGCCCAUCGCCGUCCUCUCCUCAGAGACCCUUCUGGUCGUCGUGGUCGUCCCCAUGGACCCCUCACAACCCCCCGGAGCUGAGGCGGGGUGUCCCGACGCUAGCCGGCGGUGGGGAGACGGCCGGUCUCAGGGACCACGUGCAUAUUGGGGUUUCGGGAGCGCCUCUCCCCUCCCCACCCCACACCUCCUGUCCCGGCACUGCACUCUGCACGUGCAUGAGAACACCCGGACGCCGUCCCCUCCCUCUCCUCCCCACCUGGGUCGAUCCCUCUCCCCACCCCAGAGAUCCUCUAUAUUUUUGUGCACUGUGUUAAUUUCUGGAAGGCAAGUCUGUCCGUUUCCUCCUGCGACACAUCAGGGUUCCAUUCAAGAAGAGGGCAACCUUUCCCGAGCCAAGUUGGGUUUUUGUUUUUACCGUCAGUGUU